Molecule: messenger RNA, 4655 nt
Organism: Magallana angulata
Lineage: Eukaryota; Metazoa; Mollusca; Bivalvia; Ostreida; Ostreidae
Exons: 10
Coding region: 94-1434 (446 amino acids)
Source: RefSeq, a predicted model, not a curated record
AAAUGUUUACAAUAGAUAUAGUAGGAUUUCCAAAAAUCAAGGGGUGGUACUUUCGGUUUCGUUUCUGGCAGGAAAUUUAUUGCAGUACGAGUAAUGGCUACCGCCGACAUUCAAGAAUCGGACGCAGGUCGUCCAUGGGAAUAUAAGAGCCAACCAAAAGACCACCCCCUGGUGAAAGAGCUCUUCAGCAGGCACCAUGAUUACCCAGAAAUGCCUGUGCCGUUUUCCGUGGGACUGGUUUCCAUGGAUACCAGUGGUGCCUCAAGUGACCUGAAGACAGAAGAAACCAAUAUCGAUAUAUCCCCACAAAAAUUUACAUUGUCUGGAAAUGUUCAUAGCGUGGAAGACAUUAGAUAUGUGAUUCCUUCUGUAUUGGACAAUGCUAUGUACAUUGUAAUUUCUGUUUACAAUAACCUCGAAGGGACACCAACCACUUUAUUUUAUACCAUUAAAACUUUGGACGGAUAUCAGGCAGUGUCAAUAACAAAUCUUAUCAGGAAAUCUGUCUUUGAUAAAUUCAUCUCCGUCACUCUUUGUGGUUCGGAUUUGGCGGCCAGGGCUGUGAAUUUCAAUCGGCCUUUAUUUAGCGAUGACGUAUAUUGUUCUGUGACGUCAGAUGAGGAUUACAAAACAUAUUACGUUCGUAUAGACAAGGAAUGCAUGUGUUUUUUCACCGACCAGUUUCAGCGGUCGCCGAUCCUGACUCUCUUGUUUUGGAAGGAAAGCGAUGACUUUGUUGUAGAGCGUGUCUGCAUGACUAAUAAUACGAGGGAGAUUAAACUGGAAUGCACGGGCGCUACAGUUAAAGUCAAAGACCAAAGAAACGUCGACGAAAUAAGAAGUGUAAUAGCUAAUAAUUCAUCGAGGCCAAAAUUGGUAUUCCAUGACUACCAAGCUCUCCUUGGACAUUUAAGUGGCUCCCGUGAUGAACCUCUCAGUGAAACCCGUGGUGGGCCUCACAGUGUACAGACCCGAUACAGAACGGAGCACCAGGAAUGGGGACCUUCAACCUUUGAAGGACCCUCCACUUCCGGAUUCUUUCAAGACAAAGACGAAUUUGAAGAAAUCAUAGACUCACUAAGGACAGCCGAAACCCAGUGCUCGCAAAUGGGACCAGAAAUGAGCGAAACGACCAGUCUCAAUUGGAUCGUGGCUGAAUCUGAUAUUCAGCAAAUCCAGGAAGCCGGUCUGUUUCCGGAGAGUGUUCUCCAAAGUGCUGGGUUGGACCCCAAUGAUUCAGCUCAUUUCAGAAGAUGUUUGGAGAGUCUGGAGGAAGAGAUGAUGAAAAAACAGAGAUACGAUGUAGCGCUGUCACACUGUCGAGGCAUGAAGGAGAUUUUUGCAGCAAAUACCACAUCAGGGAGUCUGAGGAGGCUCUUGAAAGAAAGUGACCUUGACAUUUUGAAGAUGGUGUACUUUAGGUCAUGGUUGUAAAUUGUUUAUUACUGGGUUUUACAAUACAUGUACUUUAAUACAUGUAUUGUUCACAGCUUUUUUAAUUGGGCUGUUGUUGUUUUUUUCAUUGAUUUUUCUAAAACACUGAUAAAAUAUAGAGAAUGUAAACAUGUACAUGUAGUACAUAUGUAUUAGCGUAUCAGUUUGUUUGCUCUCUUUCUCUCUCUCUCUCUCUCUCUCUCUCUCUCUCUCUUCGUUCUGAUUUCAUAUCCAUUUUAUUAAAAAUUAUGAAAAAUGAAACUUACUAGAGCUAAUGUUGAAGAUAGCUCACGGCCAGCUUUUUUCGAUACUCUAACCCGAGGUCGUUCAACCAAAGUAAACACCGUGUAAUCAUCAAUACGAUAUUUUAUACCUAGUCAAUGAUUUUCUGAAAGAAUUGAAGGGACCUAUGAAAAAUAUCCUUUUUGAUAUGUGAUAUGUCACCAACUAUUUAACAAUAUCAGCACUAAAUAAACGGCUUUGAAAUUGUUUCUAUCAAAUACAAAUCCAGUGCGACAGUAUAUAUAUAUUUGCUUUGCUUUACAUUAUGUUGAGUUUCAUUUAUUUUGUAUUGUGAGGUGACUUGGUAUGAAAAAAGUAUUUGUUAUUUGUUAUUGGUGUGUCAGUUAAUUUAACUAUGCUCCAGAUUGACCAAGGUACGUUAUCGAAACGUCGGAGAAUAACUGUAUGAUGGCCUUGCAUAUUUAGAUUACAUUAUAAUGAGUUUGAAUGCAGGCUUCUACGUGUAUAUCAACAUUUUAAUUUUCAACGAGCGCUGAUUCCGAUCAAUGCAUAAUGCCGUUGUAAUUUGUUUUAUUUGUUUGUUAACACGAAUCCUUUCCUUUAUUUGUUGCAUCCAUAUGUACUUUAGUAAAUAAAGAUAUUUAUCACGUGAAGUACCACAGAAUUUGGUAUUGCUUAAUUCACUGUCAUUUCAAAUGUAAAACUUGAAAUGGACUGGACUUAAUUUCAUUUCUCACCCGUUGACAAAAAUUUCCUGCGCAAUUCUAGAGGGUCGGGGGGAGGGUUCCAGACCGCCGCUCCUCUGGAAAUAAUUAUGUUUAAACACCCCCCCCCCCCCCCGGGAAUAAUUUUCCAGAUCCGCGCCAGCUACCAUCAGUACUAAACUGUUCUUCCAUCCACAUAGUUCUGUUCUGGUUAACUUCCGCCGUGGGAAUUCCAACCUCAUCAAGGCUCCCUGGUUUCCAAGUUCCGAUGAUUUUUGGCGUGCAUUUAGUUUUUUAAUUUUUGUAGAAAAAAAACCCAGAUAUACAUGCAGCUUCAGUUUGUAAACAAGUGCUUAUCUGUCAGUGUGAAAGCAACCGGGGGUUUUUGUGAACAUUAUCCAUAUUCCAUUUUCAACCUGAUUUGAUAAACACUGCAUUGUAACACAGCACAAAAGAAACGGAGUACUACGUUCAACUAAUUUUAAUAAAGUACAAGACAAAUAACAAAGUCAACAUUAUCAAUAUUAUUAAGAAUAUGUCCAAGUUUUUAAAACGUCACUGUAAAGAGUUUGUCCUUGGAAUGAGAAUUAAUCAAAUGAAUAUAGAAAAUAACUGUCUGGACGUUUUUGGCCACGGAGAUAGUAGGGAGUCUCUUCAAAGGGGAACCUUCCUCACUGGUGGUGUGUUGAGGACUGAUCUCUUCUGACCAAGUCCAGGUAUUAUAAUCGUCCGAGGCAAUAUUUUGUCGUAUAGUAGUUGACAGGUGAAUGUCUCAAGAUGGAUGGAAAAUCAAUUAUUACUCUGAUAGUCCUAGCAUAGAGUUCCACAAAGUCGAUGACCAAAUUGAUACUGAUAAUGAACCUAGCAUCAGAGGUCCAGUUAUAAUCUCCUACCGUCAGGUGUAAAUUAAUAUCCGUCCAAGAUAGCAAAAAUAGAUGAAUGAGAGUAAACAAGGUUUAUAAUAGCACAAUUUGGUAUAGCUAAUUGUUACAGCAUAUAUCCAGAGAAAUGAGAUACCGUAUAUAUGCGACAUUCUGCGAGAAAAUGACGAAGUUCAACUGCUGGUAUUUUUUCAAUGAAUAAUCCAAAAUCAAACUCAAAAUAAAAUGCACAUCGGUGAUAUAUGUACAAUUGAUCUGCAAAACAACAACUUCCUACCAUGAAAACUGUAGGAGGAGUUAUCCGUACAAUAGGGAUACCCUAGCUUUUGGCAGCCGCCCGCCAUUUUCACCACCUAAAUAACCGGAUUUUUUUUUUGGAAAUCUCGGUAAAAAAGGGAGACUGUAGAAAAAAAAUUAAUUUUUGAAUGUUAAGCAUAAAUUUAAAAUGUGUAUUUUUCUUGAAAUAAAAAUUUUUAGACCGUGAACAAUAAAUAUAUUAUGUUUAAAUUAUUCUAACCUACCUAUCAUCAAAUUUUGUUUAUUAACUUCAAGACUUCACUUAUAUAUCUUCAUUUCAAUGAGGAAAAAACAAUUAUCAACAUAUACAGUGUGAAGGAGCAGAAUAAAUUAAAACCGUUUUUAUGUGUAGAUUUAAAGUUAAACCAACGACAAAUUAAUUUUAAAAAAUGUAUUAUUGGAAUCACACACACACACACACACACACACACACACAGAAAAAAACCUUAAAAUAAACCACCCCCGAUCUCUGGAUCCGCCAAGUCAUUGUACCUGUUGAAUGGCCAUAAAUGGACGCAGUGACGUAGGCCUAAUGAUUAAUGUAAUAUACAAGAUACACUAAUAUAUGAAUGCCCUACGGACAGAGUACAAUGAUUGUUUGAGAGAACAUUUGACCGAUAUAUCCGUACUCUUAGAACACAUGAGCGGUUGCAUUUUAUAAAACUGCCAUUGAUAAUUCCUUUAGCAGAUUGGAUAUAUAUUUGUAUUAUUAAACUGUGAUUUUAGACGACUUCAGAUACCACUGCACUGUACAAGACGAUACGAUGUAGCGCUGUCGCGCUGCCGAGGCAUGAAGGAGAUUUUUGCAGCAAAUACCACAUCAUUAGGUCUAUGGAGGCUCAGAAAAUGACCUUGACAUUUUGAAGAUGGUGUACUUUAGGUCAUGGCUGUGAAUUGUUUAUUACUGGAGUUUACAAUAAUGGGCGAUUAAAUGGUUCACAGUUUAUUAUUUUUUUUUCAUUGGGCUUCUCAACGAGCGCCGGUGUAAUCUGUUUUAUUUGUAUGUUAACAUGAAUCUUUUCUUUUAUAUGUUGUAUGUACACAUGUAUUAACAUUUCAAUUUUGUACUUGGUAAAGAUAAAAAAUAUCUUGUGAA